UUUUCCUAAAUGACAAAGAAGGAAGUCUCCUCCCCUAAACCGCUUAGUUUUGGAUCAUUUUUGUAGAUAUUUCCUUCCGAGAUGUUCUCUUAUCUGCAAAGUCAGAGAAGAGUAAAUUUACAAUUACUCCAGGAGUCGUCAUGCCAGCAAUUGGAACUCUUAUUGGACAAACUUGAGGGAACGAAAGCAAUAAUAUUGGAUGAUGUGCUAUUGGGACCAUUGGGUUUGGUAGCUCCACCUAGUCUGUUCUCCGAACGGGGUAUAAAAUUACUCAAGCUGGAGAAAGAAACGCGUAUGCCCAAGGACUAUGUCAACAUUAUUUACUUGGUGAGGCCACUAGUUAGCAUUAUGGAUGACAUUGCCGGACAAGUGCUCAAGAAUUCUGAUAAGAAUCGAGUAUUCCAUUUAUUCUUUGUGCCGAGACGUUCGUGUUUGUGUGAAAAACAUUUGGAACAAAAAGGAGUUUAUGGCAGCUUUGGAAUGGUGGAAGAACUUUCUUGGAAUUUCUAUCCUAUAGAAAACGAUGUAAUUUCAAUGGAAAAUCCAAUGGCAUUUAAGGAUGUGGCAAUAGAUGGUGAUCCAACUGCCCUUUAUCAAGCCGCCGUGGGUUUGGUGCAAUUGCAACGUAUCUAUGGACGCAUUCCGAAAAUCUAUGGCAAAGGUACAAUGGCUCAAGGUGUCUGGGAGAGAGCGAAAAAAUUGGGAGCCGAAGAGAAAUUGCUGUCCACCGGUGAACGAGGAACUAUAGACCAGAUAAUUUUAUUAGACCGGCAAAUUGAUCUUCUGAGUGCCUUUGCAACGCAGCUCACCUACGAGGGUUUGAUUGAUGAAUUCUAUGGAGUCAAGCAGAAUAAGUUAACGUUGCCUGCUGAGCUAUUUGCCAAAAGUAAUGAGAGAGACGGCUCACCGGCUCACAUGACAUCGGAAAAGAAAGUGAUUCUAUUAAACUCCGGCGAGACAUUGUAUCCGGAACUACGUAACAAGAAUUUCAAUGAAAUUGGUAAAAUCUUGUCGCGCAGUGCCAAGGACAUCAGUGCUGCCAUGAAUGCCAGUUCUCAGGAAAAUUCCGUACAAGAAAUGAAAAGACUAGUGGACAAAUUGCCAGCUUUACUGGCACAAAAGCAAUCGGUUGCCAAUCACACAACAAUAGCCGAGAAUAUACGCAAACAGCUGGAUGCAUUUGAAUUCACCGAUGACUUAGCGGCCGAGCAAGAGUUUAUGAUGUGUGAAGACAUCGACAAGCCCAGUGGCUAUAUUGAAGAUUUGAUGGCAAAAAAGGCAGAUCUAAAGAAGGUUCUACGUUUAAUUUGCAUCCAAUGUGCAGCGGCAUCGGGAUUUAAGGAAAAGGUACUGACAUAUUAUAAACGUGAGCUGGUCCAUGUGUACGGUAUAGAGGUCUUGUUGAAAAUCAGUAAUCUGGAAAAGGCAGGAGUUCUCUAUACACAAUCCGAAUCUCGUGCCUAUGCUGUGUUGAGAAAAACUUUAAAUUUAACUGUCGAUGAAGUUAUUGAAGUGAAUCCCAAAGACAUAAGCUAUGUUCAUAGUUUUUAUGCACCACUAAUUGCCCGCAUUGUUGAACAAUCUCUUAAGCCGCUGGGCUGGCAGUCGCUGAAGAGCCAAAUUAACAAUUUGCCGGGACCUACGUUUGAAGAUUUCCAGGCCCAAUUAAUUGGCAUUGGCGGCCGGCACUCAUCCACACCCAGCGAAGGUUCGUCAUUAAACAUUCCACGUGUAGUGUUGGUCUUCUUUGUAGGUGGUUGCACAUUUGCCGAAAUAGCAGCGUUACGUUUCCUAGCCCAAGAUGAGGACAACAAUGUUGAGUUUGUCAUAGCCACGACGAAAAUAAUUAACAAAAAUUCCUUCUUGGAAAGUUUAUUGCAAUGAGGACGAGACAAAAUGAGAACACAAAAUAUGACACCGUUGUAUUUUCCUUUUAGAUUUACAAUGAAGUAUUAAUAUAAGAUUAUUAGCCAUAGAAAUAAAGAGCGAUGUACGCAAAAAAUAUUUAUUAGAAAUAUAAAUGUAAAAUAUAUAUUUGUGAUUCUA
Messenger RNA from Musca domestica (house fly), 2046 nucleotides. RefSeq names its product vacuolar protein sorting-associated protein 33A (gene car). Gene Ontology annotation, biological process: vesicle-mediated transport; intracellular protein transport. The transcript is spliced from 3 exons. Gene Ontology annotation, cellular component: CORVET complex; lysosome. Lineage: Eukaryota; Metazoa; Arthropoda; Insecta; Diptera; Muscidae. The record is from RefSeq and is a predicted model, not a curated record. Bases 82 to 1884 code for a protein of 600 amino acids.